Messenger RNA from Blepharisma stoltei, 793 nucleotides. NCBI's taxonomy places the organism in Eukaryota, Ciliophora, Heterotrichea, Heterotrichida, Blepharismidae. The record is from the annotation of a GenBank genome assembly.
AUGGAAAUUGUAUCCACAUGCCCUCAUACUUCAUGUGUGCUUUCUUCACUAAAAGGUCUUUCCAACGGCCUUUCAUACGGCGCUAAAGUCCGAUUUACUCACUCCCUCGUAAUUGCUUUGCUUUUUGGCAGGCAACCAUGAAUAAAAAGAGUCCAGCAAAUAAUUUCAAACACUAUUGAGCACUCCACACGCCUAGGCUUAUAUGUUUUUCUCUAUAAAACGAUACUAUGCAUAGUAACAAGAAUUAGAAAAGUUAGAACUCCUAUAAAUUCAGCUAUUGCUGGUGCUAUAGCUGGCUACUGUAUGUUUUCAAAAGAAACCAAUGUAAAUGUGCAGAUUAUUUUAUAUUUGUUUUCAAGAGUUCUGACCUCUGGUGUAGGGCUUUUAUAUAAGAAAGGAUUAAUACCAAAAUCACUAUUUUUAGAAAAUACAAAUUUUGCGAUUUUGACUACUAUAUGCUGGUCUAUUGUUAUGUAUUUAUACUAUUCUCUUUUCAAUUGCCCAGUAAGGGCAAGGGCAAGAGAUUGAAGAGGGAAAUUCUCCAGUUGGUUGGAUCAAAUCAGGCUGGUCAAAACAUCUGGAGAAAGGCCGAAAUAACUGGAGAGUUUCCUUCUUCAAUCUCCCGGGCAAUUGAUAGGAGAAGAGUAUAUUUGAAGAAAGAAAAGAGUCAUUGCAAACGUCAUUAGUGCAUUCGAUGACAUUUUUGUAUAAGGACUCAGAAGUAUGGAAAGAUUGGUAUGAUGCACUGCCUUUUCCAGAUUUUUUUAGGAAUUUAUUAACUAAACAUAAAUAA